CGCUCCACGACCCCGCCAUGUUCGCCUCCCGCCGGGGCCCGGGGACGCGCGCCCGCCGACACCAGCUGCAGCCGCUGCUCCUCCUGGUCGUGGCCGCCUGGCCUGGCUUAGCCGCUGCAGGCAAACCGGCCAACGAGAGCGCGGCCAAUGUGCACAACACGACGGAGCCCGAGCGCGCGGUCUGGGCCUCGGUCUGGUGGUCCAAGCCCGCGAUCAACUGGUCCCAGAAGUCGCCGCCACCCGUCGACAGCAUCCUGGGGUACGACCUGGCCUGCGGCGUGCGCAACGUCGGCUCCUCGGACCGGAUCGUCGGCGGCGUGGAUGCGGACCACGGAGAGUUCCCGUGGCAGGUGUCGCUGCAGAAGCGCCGCCUCUGGGACAUGCAGCACAUCUGCGGCGGCGCCAUCGUGUCGCCCUUCUGGGUGGUGUCGGCCGGCCACUGCGUCGACGGGGUGCCCCUGAAGGACCUGUCCAUCGUUGCCGGCGACCACGACCUGUACAAGGUGGAAGGCAAGGAGCAGCGGCGCAAGGUGGUGCGCAUCGUGGGGCUGGGCUACGACAAGGACACCUUCGCCAACGACAUCAGCCUGCUGCAGCUGGACCGCAAGCUGGUGUUCGACUCCAAGCACACGGCGCCCAUCUGCGUGCCCAAGCCUGGCCACCACUACUCUGGCAACGCCGUGGUGUCGGGCUGGGGCCGGCUGUCCGAGACGGGCGGGCUGCCCAACGUGCUGCAGCAGGUGUCGCUGCCCAUCAUCCCGUGGAACAAGUGCAAGCGGCAGUACAAGAACCGCGGCUUCAGCCACUUCCUGCACACGUGCCAGCUGUGCAGCGGCAAGGAGGCGGGCGGCCAGGACUCGUGCCAGGGCGACUCGGGCGGCCCGCUCGCCUGCCAGGAGCCCGACGGCAGGUACUACUUGUGCGGCGUCGUGUCGUGGGGCAUCGGCUGCGCGCGCGCCCAGUACCCGGGCGUGUACACGGAGGUGUCGUGCUACGCGCGAUGGAUCAACGAGGUGCUCUACAACGAGCACCACUUCCUCGACCCGCAGAACGAUAAGUAGGGAGGGAGCACUAACGGGCGCCGUGGUGGACGAGGUGAUGUCCCCUUCCUCUCCCGCGCCGCUCCGCCGCCUCAGCGCCCGCCCGCCCGGACAGGCGGCGGCUCCACAGCGGUGGCGGAUGGGUUGCCUAACCCGCGGGCGCCGCGGAG
Frankliniella occidentalis (western flower thrips) is the source of this 1210-nucleotide messenger RNA. RefSeq names its product trypsin-1-like. NCBI's taxonomy places the organism in Eukaryota, Metazoa, Arthropoda, Insecta, Thysanoptera, Thripidae. The transcript is spliced from 6 exons. Bases 18 to 1061 code for a protein of 347 amino acids. Gene Ontology annotation, molecular function: serine-type endopeptidase activity. Gene Ontology annotation, biological process: proteolysis. The record is from RefSeq and is a predicted model, not a curated record.